GAGGACAGGGCGGGGCCUGGCAAGGGUGGCCAGGCCUGAAGGACGUGGGGACAUGGGCCAGAGAGGCCAGACCCAUACACCGACAGAAGCAAACCUGAGCUGUGCUGACUAAACCCCAGGAUGGCGGAAGCACACCAGGCGGUAGCUUUCCAGUUCACUGUGACCCCAGACGGGGUCGACUUCCGGCUUAGUCGGGAGGCUCUGAGACACAUCUACCUGUCUGGAAUCAACUCCUGGAAGAAACGCCUUAUUCGAAUCAAGAAUGGCAUCCUUAGGGGUGUGUACCCUGGCAGCCCCACCAGCUGGCUGGUUGUUGUCAUGGCAACAGUUGGUUCCAACUACUGCAAGGUGGACAUCUCCAUGGGGCUGGUCCAUUGCAUCCAGAGAUACCUCCCAGAAAGGUAUGGCCCCUAUGGGACCCCACAGACCCAGACACUUCUCAGCAUGGUCAUCUUCUCCACCGGAGUCUGGGCGACAGGCAUUUUCUUUUUCCGACAAACCCUGAAGCUGCUGCUCUCCUACCAUGGGUGGAUGUUCGAGAUGCACAGCAAGACCAGCCAUGCCACCAAGAUCUGGGCUAUCUGUGUCCGUCUCCUGUCCAGCCGGCGGCCUAUGCUCUACAGCUUCCAAACGUCACUGCCUAAGCUUCCUGUCCCCAGCGUGCCAGCCACAAUUCACCGGUACUUGGAUUCUGUGCGGCCCUUAUUGGAUGAUGAAGCAUAUUACCGCAUGGAGACACUGGCCAAGGAAUUCCAGGACAAAACUGCCCCCAGGCUGCAGAAAUACCUGGUGCUCAAGUCAUGGUGGGCAACUAACUAUGUGAGUGACUGGUGGGAAGAGUACAUCUACCUCCGAAGCAGGAGCCCCCUCAUGGUGAACAGCAACUAUUAUGCCAUGGAUUUUGUGCUUAUUAAGAACACAAAUGUGCAAGCAGCCCGUCUGGGCAAUGCCGUUCACGCCAUGAUCAUGUAUCGCCGCAAACUGGACCGUGAAGAGAUCAAGCCAGUAAUGGCACUGGGUAUGGUGCCCAUGUGCUCCUACCAGAUGGAGAGGAUGUUCAACACUACACGCAUUCCAGGCAAAGAGACAGACUUGCUACAGCACCUCUCAGAAAGCAGGCACGUGGCUGUCUACCACAAAGGUCGCUUCUUCAAGGUCUGGCUCUACGAGGGCUCGCGCCUGCUCAAACCCCGAGACCUAGAGAUGCAGUUCCAGAGAAUCCUCGACGACUCUUCCCCACCUCAGCCUGGGGAGGAGAAGUUGGCAGCCCUCACCGCAGGGGGAAGGUGCCCAGGCUCUGGAGGGAGGGUUUGUCCAGGCCCAGGUUUAAAAGGCUUCAUUAGAAAAAAAAAAAAAGCUUGGUGGUUCGACAAAUCUUUCACUCUCAUCUCCUUCAAGAAUGGCCUGUUGGGUCUCAACACCGAACACUCAUGGGCAGACGCGCCCAUCAUUGGGCAUCUCUGGGAGUUCGUCCUGGGCACCGAAACCUUUCACCUGGGCUACACGGAGACAGGACACUGUGUGGGUGAGCCAAACACCACGUUGCCACCCCCUCAGCGGCUGCAGUGGGACAUUCCCGAGCAGUGCCAGGAAGCCAUCGAGAACUCGUACCAAGUAGCCAAGGCACUGGCCGAUGACGUGGAGCUCUACUGCUUCCAGUUCUUACCCUUUGGCAAAGGCCUUAUCAAGAAGUGUCGGACCAGCCCUGACGCUUUUGUGCAGAUUGCUCUACAGCUGGCUCAUUUCCGGGACAAAGGCAAGUUCUGCCUGACUUAUGAGGCCUCAAUGACAAGAAUGUUCCGAGAGGGGCGGACUGAAACCGUGCGUUCCUGUACCAAUGAGUCCUCAGCCUUUGUGAAGGCCAUGGUGAAGGGGUCCCAUAAGAAACAAGACCUCCAAGAUCUCUUCCGGAAAGCCUCCGAAAAACACCAAAACAUGUACCGCCUAGCCAUGACUGGGGCUGGGAUCGACAGGCACCUCUUCUGCCUUUACAUCGUCUCCAAGUACUUAGGAGUUAGCUCUCCUUUCCUGGCUGAGGUGCUUUCUGAACCCUGGAGCCUCUCCACCAGCCAGAUCCCCCAGUUCCAGAUCUGCAUGUUUGACCCAAAACAGUACCCCAAUCAUCUGGGUGCCGGAGGUGGCUUUGGUCCCGUGGCAGAUGAUGGCUACGGGGUCUCUUACAUGAUUGCAGGAGAAAACACCAUGUUCUUCCAUAUCUCCAGCAAGUUCUCAAGUUCAGAGACGAACGCCCAGCGCUUUGGGAACCACAUCCACCAAGCACUGUUGGACAUCGCUGAACUUUUCAAAAUUUCCAAGACAGACAGCUGAGGACAAGAAAAACCCCAGCUGCCCUCUGGUCCCCACCUGGUGGAGGAAGAGGCUGUGGCCAGCUCACAGGCAUAAGGGGUGGCAUGCACACACACCAGUUCGGAGAACAGCUCUGGAGGCAGUGCUCCCCGGAGGAGCCAGUGCUCCCCAUGCAGAUACUGCUCCUCUAGAGCCCCACUGGAGGUGGGAUUGGAGCAACAAGGGAAUUUUGAUUUUUUUUUUUUUUUGGCUUGGUAGAUGCUAACAAAAAUAAGGCUGUAUAAUUCUUUUUUUGGCUGUUAGGUGCCUAUGUUUUUAUUAGAGAAUGAUAAGGCCCUUUCCUGCCCCAGCUCAGGCUAGGAUGGCAGCGAUGAAAGGGGUAGGAGAAUGUUCAUAAUGGGCUUCUUACCUGCUUUGAAAUGGGUGCUCUUCUUGAAUAAUGUGGAUUUCGAGAGCUCUGUCCAACCUCUUAUGUGCACUUGGAAUAAAUUCUUACUUUAGAACCUU
Molecule: messenger RNA, 2814 nt
Organism: Mus pahari (shrew mouse)
Lineage: Eukaryota; Metazoa; Chordata; Mammalia; Rodentia; Muridae
Gene: Cpt1b
Product: carnitine palmitoyltransferase 1B
Exons: 18
Coding region: 121-2328 (735 amino acids)
Biological process (GO): fatty acid metabolic process; carnitine metabolic process
Cellular component (GO): mitochondrion
Molecular function (GO): carnitine O-palmitoyltransferase activity
Source: RefSeq, a predicted model, not a curated record